Molecule: messenger RNA, 849 nt
Organism: Quercus robur (English oak)
Lineage: Eukaryota; Viridiplantae; Streptophyta; Magnoliopsida; Fagales; Fagaceae
Product: zinc finger A20 and AN1 domain-containing stress-associated protein 5-like
Exons: 1
Coding region: 179-742 (187 amino acids)
Molecular function (GO): zinc ion binding; DNA binding
Source: RefSeq, a predicted model, not a curated record
CUUAGGAUUCCUAUUUCCUUUUAACUCCCUAGUCCACCACCCCUUAUAUAUAGCAAACAACCCCUAUUAGCUUUCAGUCACAGAAAAAUUCUGAGAAGGAAUUAAGAAGAAGUAGAAGCAAAUAGAUAAGAGCAAGAAACAAGCUAGAAAGACAGAUUUGAAGGAGAAUCUUAAGAACAUGGAACAGCCUCUCUGCGCUAAUGGUUGCGGCUUUUAUGGAUCUCUUGAGACACAAAACCUGUGCUCCAAGUGCUACAGAGAUUUUCAAAAACAAGAACUCCCCAAGAAAGCCAAAGCAGACAGUGAACCACAAGACUGCCAAGAAGUUGUAAUGAAGAUGAAUCCUCCACUCUUCGCUAAUGGUUGCGGUUUCUUUGGAGUGGCAGACACAAGGGACAUGUGCUCAAAGUGCUACAAUGACUCUCUUAAAGAAGAGAUUGCAGACAAAGUUAAAGCACCGGACUUGGACAAUCCCAUGAACUCCGCUCAAUCUCAACCAUCUUCGGCUUCUGGUGUGGAUGCUAUAGUUAAAGGUUCGACAAGCGUGAAGAAUAGGUGCAAGAGCUGCAACAAGAAAGUGGGGUUGACAGGGUUUGAGUGCAAAUGUGGGAACAUAUUUUGUGGAAUGCAUAGAUAUCCAGAAAAACACGCGUGCAAUGUGAAUUUCAAGGCAAUUGGUAGAGAUGUUUUGGCUAAACAAAAUCCAGUUUGCAAGGGUGACAAGUUACAGUGGAGAAUUUAGAAUAGGAGCAACUAGUUGUUGAUUUAGGCCUUUUUUUUCUUUUUCUGAUUUAGGUAUUGUAAUUGUUCUAUCCUAUGUAUAUAUGGGUCAGGUUUAUUUGGAGGAUA